Aspergillus fijiensis CBS 313.89 is the source of this 1784-nucleotide messenger RNA. RefSeq names its product epimerase/hydratase. The coding region runs from base 481 to 1404 and encodes 307 amino acids. Gene Ontology annotation, cellular component: methionine adenosyltransferase complex. Gene Ontology annotation, biological process: S-adenosylmethionine biosynthetic process. The record is from RefSeq and is a predicted model, not a curated record. Lineage: Eukaryota; Fungi; Ascomycota; Eurotiomycetes; Eurotiales; Aspergillaceae. The transcript has 6 exons. Gene Ontology annotation, molecular function: methionine adenosyltransferase regulator activity.
UUUCUCUUCUGACUUAGUACGUCAGAGUCAAUUUCCCUGAAUCUGGACUUUACUUCAUUUCAUCCAUCUCUCUCAUCCCAACCAGACAAAAAAAACCCCAGUCAAACCUGCCAUCCGCAGUCAUCUCUACUCUGUUCUACUUGUCUAGCGGUUACUCGUGCCCACCGGAGUCAACACAGAUUUAGAUUACGCGAGCGGUAUACCAGGCAAGGCUAGGCUUUGCUCCUCCUCCGUCGCCAAGUGGCAAAGAUGAUGCUCUCGCAUUGCGAUUGCUACUGAAUAUAAGAGUCCCGAUCAGCUCGCACUCUUCAACAUCCAUCCAUCCACAGCAGAUCAACCCAUUCCACAUCCAACCCACAAUCACAACAGCCCUCAUAUUUAACAUCAACCCUCCGAUCGAUCAAUCGCUUUUUCCCCCUCAUUCAAACCAAUCCUCAACCUCCCCUCAACCCCCAAAAAACAAGCCCAAUUUCAACCAUCAUGGCUAUUGCUAUUGACCAGCCCCAUGUUUUCCUGAUCUUCGGCACCGGCUGGAUCGCCACGCAAAUCAAGGAACUCCUGGAGAAGCAAGGCGUGAAAGUGGUUUCCUCUGAUGCUCGAAUUGAAAGUCGCGAGCAAGUUUUAACUGCGCUCGCCAUCCACAGGCCCACGCGGGUGAUCAACUGCGCGGGCCUGCGCGGGCUCCCCAACGCCGACUGGUGUGAGGACCACAAGAUCGAGACGGUGCGAUCCAAUAUCCUAGGUGUGCUCAACGUAGUCGACUGCUGCUUCCAAUUAGGUAUCCAUGUUACUCAGCUAGGAUCGGCCUGUAUCUAUGACACCGACCCGACCCGCGCCCCGGACGCCAACUUCACCGAGGAGGAUGAUCCCAACUACGCCGGGUCCUGGUACUCGUGCUCGCGGUUGUUGAGCGAGAAUAGCAUCAAGCACUACCCCAACCUCCUCCUCUUGAGAAUCCGCGCCCCGAUCGCGGCCGACUUCAACCCCAACAACUUGACCACCAAGCUGAUCAGCUAUAAGAAGCUGGUGAACUUGCCUGCGUCCGGAACCAUCCUCCCCAACCUUCUGCCCGGCGCAAUCCUCCUGUCCCAGGCCGGUGACACGGGCAUUUACAACCUGAUCUCCCCCUCGCCAUUCACCAACAACCAGAUCAUGACGCUCAUGAAGAAGUACAUCGAGCCCUCGCUGAACUGGGAGAACUUCGAGCUGGACGACAUGCACAAGGUGCUCAAGGCGCCGCGGUGCCACCCGGUCUUCGACUCGAGCAAGUUGAUCAACCGACUCCGCGAGCUCGGCCACGAAGUCAAGGACACCCCGGAGGCCCUGGAGGAUCUGUUCAUCGAGAUGGCGGACAAGGGGUACGGCCCAGGCGGCAAGUUGUCGCGGACCAAGCUCGCUGUUUGAAUGGCUGGAUGCGAUGAGCAACCACACAACAGCAUGACGACUCCAUCUUCUCCUUCCUUUUCUACUUUGGCAUUCGGUGUUCUGUUUUCAUCUCUUGUCUUUUCUUGUCGCUUGGGCCUAUAGACUGUUUGACUUUGACUUUUGACUUUGGAUUCUGAUUCCAAUUGAUUCUGCGGUUGUCUUCUUUGUUUCCCUGGCCGAUCAUUUUCGCCAUGCGAGUCGCUUUAAUCAAGAUGGAGACUUUCAUGCAGAAACAAGUUAUUGAUCGCUCUUGCACUUCAUGCUGUCUUGGGGAGAUAAUUCAUCAAAAUUUUUGCACAUCAAUCACUUCGUUCUUCUCGGAUUAUAUUCAGAUAAAAUGAAUCAAGACAUCUUAUCAG